GUGGAGGUAACAAGUCAUCAGGCCAACAGCACAGUGAUUUAAGUCAGCAGAGGAGCAUUGAAAUAUCCUCCCAGAAUUCUUCUGGUGGUACUUUCUUAAGUCCGGUGGGGCCGGCUAAAUUAACAAGGAGGCUGUCUAUUGAGCGGUCAGUUUCAAAUGACUACAUGACCUCAAAAACACCAAAUGUUGAGCCCCAAAGUGUCAAAGCCAACGAUCGUCCACCUUCUCGAUUAAAGACAAAUGCUGAAAGAUUGCAAAGCAAGACUCCUGUAGACAGGUUGAUUUCUAAAAUUCUAACAGAUAGGUCAGGUCGACAUGCUGUGAGAGAUGAAGGGAUGUCUGAAGCCUACCAACAACUUUCAAGGGACAAAGAGUCGACCAGAUCCGUGGGGUGUAGAAACCAACCAGAUAAAUCAAGGCAUGGGAGUGAUCAAAUGGCGCUGACUAACUUAACAUGCACCAGCUGGUUGGAAGCAGCUAAAGGAGACAGAUCGCUGAAUCAGACGCCAUUGUCAGAUGGAGGCUACAGCAGCGUGAGCCAGACCCCAAUCUCUGAAGUGGGCAGCGUCAGCCCCAGUCCUAUCAUGAUGGCCACGGCAGGUUUCUUUGGGGACUGCGAGCGCAGAGAUAUUUUGUCCCCUGCGACAAUUUUCAUGCCCCUUCGGUCUGACUCUGUCUUAAGUGGGGUCUACCACACCCGUAACUGCGGGCCGGACAGUUUUAGUUGUAAACAAUCUAACAGUUCUCAGGUUUCAAGCAGGGGCUCUGAGGAACAGGAACAUACAGUUCUAAAUGUCAGGACACAAACGUCCAAGAAAGGAUCAAAUAUUUCAGAUGCAUUGACAGGAUUUGAAAUGGAUUCACCCAAAGAUACACCUGAG
Messenger RNA from Lymnaea stagnalis (great pond snail), 881 nucleotides. The record is from the annotation of a GenBank genome assembly. NCBI's taxonomy places the organism in Eukaryota, Metazoa, Mollusca, Gastropoda, Lymnaeidae.